CUAUAUGAACGCCUAGCUCCACAGUCCUUGUGUAAAAAUCUUUGAGAGCUAGAAAGAGAGGAAAAAAAAAAAGUCAUGGCAGAGAGUAACGUGAAGCUUUUGGGAGCAUGGCCGAGCCCUUUUGUUUUGAGAGCUCGGAUAGCUCUUAAUCUCAAACAUGUGAGCUACGAGUUUCUUGAAGAAAAUUUGGGAUCCAAAAGCGAGCUUCUUCUAAAAUCAAACCCAGUCCACAAGAAAAUCCCAGUUCUUAUUCACAAUGAUAAACCCAUUUGUGAAUCUCUGGUCAUUGUUGAAUACAUUGAUGAAGUUUGGACCUCUGGUCCUUCUAUUCUCCCUUCUGAUCCUUAUGACCGCGCCACUGCUCGGUUUUGGGCUGCCUAUGUUGAUGAAAAGUGGUUCCCAUCCAUGAAGGGCAUAGCAAUUGCUGACGGAGAAGAGGCAAAGAAAGCAGCAGUGGAUCAAGCAAUAGAAGUGCUUGUGCAGAUAGAGGAAGCAUUUGGAAAUUGUAGCAAAGGAAAGCCAUUCUUUAGUGGAGACCAAAUUGGGUACCUUGACAUUGCAUUCGGAUGUUUAUUGGCAUGGCUAAGGGUUUCAGAGAAAAUGAAUGGUAUAAAACUGCUAGACCAAGCCAAAACACCAGGUUUGGUGAAAUGGGCUGAGAGGUUUUCUGAAGACCCUGCUGUGAAAGGAGUUCUUCCUGAGACUGAUAAGCUUGUCGAGUUUGCUAAGAUCUUAUUUGCUAAAAUGAGAGGUACUCCUUCAGAGUGAUGUUGAAGAUAUAUAUAUAUAUAUAUAUAUAUAUGUAUGUAUGAUCCCAAAAAUUUCCCAAAUGGUGGCUUUGGGAAAACUAUAUUUAUUAUUAUAGGUCAAAAUUAUCAUCAUGCUUUUGUUUCUUCGUCUGGGACAUGGACAUUUUAUUAUUUGACGAUGUUUUAGUAUGAAAUAAAUUGAGCUUUCUAUGAA
Molecule: messenger RNA, 963 nt
Organism: Ziziphus jujuba (common jujube)
Lineage: Eukaryota; Viridiplantae; Streptophyta; Magnoliopsida; Rosales; Rhamnaceae
Product: glutathione S-transferase U17
Exons: 2
Coding region: 76-768 (230 amino acids)
Biological process (GO): glutathione metabolic process
Cellular component (GO): cytoplasm
Molecular function (GO): glutathione transferase activity
Source: RefSeq, a predicted model, not a curated record